UUACCGGAACUGAUAACAAUUCCUCCUGAGAGCUCACAGGGAGGUAAAGACAUUACGACUCAGUCAUCGAUGGCUGAGACGACCAAAAUAGAUGAUCAUAAAGUAGUGACUGAAAGCCCAGAAUCCGGAAGUUUGAGUUCCAGCGCAACAGACGCUAACAAUAAAUCAAAUGAUCCGCAAACCACUGCUUUCUCUGUCAAUGAGUUGUUUAACACAAACAUUAGCCCAAAUCCAGUGGAUGUCUCAUCAAAGACACCGAAAACUAUUAGCUUUGAUGCAAACGAGGAGUUAAUAAAUUCUCAAACAUCUACUAAAGAAAAAACAUCUCACGAGACAACUGAAUACACAAUCGAUACGUCAUCCGAAGCGCAUACCAUCGCAAGCAAUCCAAGUGAUACUGUAGUUAAGAUUAUCACUACUACUGUCACACCGAUUACUACUACGACUAGUGGCCAAAUAACAACUAAAUCCUCAGAUGAAAUACAGACAACACAAGCAAGUGUCAGCUCAAGCACUACAACACCAGUAACUACAAGUGCAAUAUCCAGAGAAACAUCUCCUUCUUCUUCUACUACUACUACAACCCCUUCUCCAACACAACAAACCACAGAAGUGCCAAAUAAGACAACUCUUAUAACUACAAGUCAAUCAAAUUCAGAUCAAUUAUAUAUUCCUACGAUAACUAUGCAAAGCGACAACGAGUCCACACAAUUGCACAAUAGCUCGCAUCACGACAUCGCAACAGAAUAUCCAUAUCUUAAUACAUCUGAUUUGCAAAGUUCUUCGGCACCCGAGACCACAACAGGCCAUUCAAGUGAAUCAGAAAGUAAAACACUACCAGAUUUGUUGUCACUGUUUGCCAAUAUUACCGAAGAAAUGACUUCACAGGCCAUAGAAACAAAACCCACGGAAUCACAAACAGUAACCCAAUCGAGUGAAACUGUUAGGCCUAUAGAAACGAGUUCUACAACUCAUUCACCAGAACCUAAAGUAAGCACAGAAUCCAUACAAACAACUAUUUUUAGAGAAGAAACUGAACCAAAACAGACGACAGUAGUCGUAACACAAUCACCGCAAACCACCCCCAAAAUGAUUGAACCAGAAGUGACCACACAUUUGAGUCAACUAAUGAAUGCCAGUGAAUCUCCCGAAGCCAAUCAAACGCAACCCGUAGAAGAAAAUCUUAUACAAACCACUAAAUCUGAUCCAAGCCAUGGCUCGGAAUCGGCCCCAUGGACUCAUCCUCAGCCAACAGAUCCCAUAGAUGCCAUAUCAACCGGUAUUCCAGUACAGCCAAAUAUAAAUACUUUAAAAGUGAUUCUUCCGAAUAUAAAGCAUCUAAAUUACAUCAACAAAGAAGAUAUGGUCAAUACAGUU
Molecule: messenger RNA, 1377 nt
Organism: Medioppia subpectinata
Lineage: Eukaryota; Metazoa; Arthropoda; Arachnida; Sarcoptiformes; Oppiidae
Source: the annotation of a GenBank genome assembly